This is a messenger RNA of Fonsecaea nubica, 363 nucleotides long. RefSeq lists its product as hypothetical. Lineage: Eukaryota; Fungi; Ascomycota; Eurotiomycetes; Chaetothyriales; Herpotrichiellaceae. The record is from RefSeq and is a predicted model, not a curated record. The transcript has a single exon. The coding region runs from base 1 to 363 and encodes 120 amino acids.
AUGACACAAAACCUUCCUCUUCCACCCCCCGGGACGAUUUCUCUCGCCGCAUUCCGCGAGGCGCUCGGACUAUACCCCUCGCUGGUCGAGAAGGUGUAUAGAUCCAAGUUGAAGAACGACGACAAGAAAGUCACUGAGGCGUUGAAGCGCGACCGCUGGAGGUUUGAGGAGUUGCCUGCCGCUGUUGCUGCUGCUGCUGCUUCUGAAGGUGCUGGCGGUGCUGGUCCUGCGCCAGCGUCCAAGACGGACAAGAGUAAGACGAAGCAGACGAAGAAGAAUGGAUCUUCCGGCGCGCAAGGUAGCGGCGGCGGCGGAGGGCUGACGAAAGAUGAUGUUGAGAGGUUGGUGCAGUGGAAGAUGUGA